GGCAAAUAGAAUGAACUGUCUUCGCAGCAAUAUUUGUUUAUUUAUUUGCUUUCUGUUCUUUUAUGUAAAUGAUUGUACAGCACAAGAAGAAGCAAAUGCAUCGAAUGAUACUUUGUUGAUUCGGCUCCGUGAAGGCAAAACUGAGAACGAGGGUCGUGUUGAGAUUUACCACGGAGGGGAAUGGGGAACGAUAUGUGACGAUGAUUGGAAUAUUGAAGCUGCUAACGUUGUGUGUAGGAUGUUGGGAUAUGAUGGGGCAUGGGAGUAUUUGCACAGCGGGAAGUUCGGUCCCGGGGAAGGUGACAUAUUGAUGGAUAAUGUACAGUGUACCGGCGAUGAAAGCAUCAUAUCAAGUUGCCAAUUUAACGGCUGGAAAAACCACGAUUGUUCUCACCACGAGGAUGCAGGCGUCAAGUGUAAUAAAAUAAGAUUACCGGGAUUUCACCGCAAUUUGCAAACUGGGGACGAAGGUCUUGAUUUUAUCCGUCUUAAACCGCCAAGGGGGCACAGAAAACGUCUUCCACAACUAGACGGUUACGUAGAGUUUUACCAUCAAAAGAAAUGGAGGAAAGUUUGCUCAACUGGGUGGGACUUGAACACGGCAUCUGUGAUUUGUGGACAGCUAGGAUUUCCUAGAGCAGAGGAAAUUACGGAUAGGAGCCAAUAUUUAGCCAGGGCAAGAAAAAAGCAUUACUAUUGGUUGAGCAACAUUACAUGUAUAGGCACUGAGAAUAAAGUGUCCCAAUGCAAGUUUCAAAAUGUGGAUAUAAGUGCAUACAACACCUGCCCUGGUGAACCACUGAUAACAAGAUGUAUUCCUGGUCCAAAGUACGCAAGAGGGAAUUUCAAAAAAGGAGGAAAAAGAAGAAAACACAGAAAACAUAAUGUCUUGAGGCAGGAAACGAUCCGAUUAAAAGUUGGAUCAGCAGAAGGAGAGGGCAGGUUAGAAGUGAUGAGGUCUGGUAGAUGGGGAACUGUUUGUCAUCGCGGAUGGAAUUUAUGGGCAGCUAAUGUCGCAUGUAGGGAGCUUGGGUUUGGGACGGCUAAGAGGGAAAUUAUUAAUUCAUAUUUUGGUGCAGGACAUGGUCCAAUAUGGUUGACCGAUUUGAAUUGUCGUGGUAACGAGACACAGUUGAGCGAUUGUCAACAUGGUUACAUAUCCACAAGUGCUGAGGGGUAUGAGGAUUCAGAACUAACAGAAUGCAAUCAUGAACAUGAUGCUGGCGUGGCUUGCUAUGUUCCACAGUUCAAUGCAAAUCAAAGGAUACGGCUGGUUGGAGGGCGUAACCCAAUGGAGGGUCGAGUAGAAGUGAAGAUAAGGAAAAGGUGGGGAGCGGUGUGUAGUAAUGAUUGGACAAUGAAAGAGGCAAUGGUUGUGUGUCGACAACUUGGUCUCGGGUUUGCUCUUCAUUCUCUAAAGGAUGUUUAUUUCUUCCCUGGAACUGAAAACAUCACCGAGAUUGCAAUGACUGGCAUCCACUGUAAAGGAGAUGAACUAGCCUUACAGUUUUGUCCAAGUGAUGGGCGAAGUUUGUCAGUGUGUGGAGAUCCACACCGAUCCUCAACUCCAUUUGCUGGAGUUAUUUGCACUGAAUUAUCCCCUGAUCUGAUGCAGGAUAUUCCUCUUCUACAACAAUCUCUUCAUUUAGAAGAUCGACCGCUGCAUAACUUGUAUUGUGCAUCUGAGGAAGGUUGUCUAUCGCCCUCUGCUGCAAAGAUGGAUUGGCCUUAUGGAUCUCGUCGACUCCUCCGUUUCUCAACAAGAGUUUGGAACAGAGGAAGAGCCGACUUCCGACCUGCGAGGAGCCAGGACCAGUGGAUCUGGCAUCAGUGCCAUGGGCAUUACCACAGCAUGGCUGAGUUCACACAUUACGAUAUACUUGAUCUUAACUUCACCAAAGUAGCUGAAGGACACAAAGCAAGCUUCUGUUUGGAAGAUAGCGAAUGUUCCCCGGGUGUUUCUCCACGUUUUGAUUGCGAUCAGCCUGGUGGAGGGGUGCAAGGUAUUGCUGUGGGCUGUGCAGAUAAUUACCAGUACAACAUAGAUUGCCAGUGGAUUGACAUUUCUGAUAUUACUGCUGGAAACUACUUAAUAAGAAUUCGUGUCAAUCCUGGUACUUUGGUUGCGGAAUCCGAUUUUGGAAACAACGAGGUUAUUUGUAAUUUACAAUAUGAUGGAAGUCGAGUUUGGGCAUGGAAUUGUCAUAUACCUGAUGACUUUGACCCAGAGAUAUUGAUACGUUAUUACACAUCGGAAGUCUACCCUUAAUUCUUUCAUCUUUUACACUUUGUAUUCUUGGAAUAAAAUUCCUUUGUGUA
Molecule: messenger RNA, 2319 nt
Organism: Ciona intestinalis (vase tunicate)
Lineage: Eukaryota; Metazoa; Chordata; Ascidiacea; Phlebobranchia; Cionidae
Source: RefSeq, a predicted model, not a curated record